AUGAUUCUUAGUUCACUUCAGACGUCGACACACCGUGACAAUGCUUGCAUGAGUAGGAAAAAAGACAAUGAACCUCCUGUCAAUAACUAUCCAAUAAUUGCUGAAGAUAAGAUUAAAAUCGUCGAGCUAUUGGGUGCCGGAGGUUAUGGAGCCGUUUUUCGUGCACAGUGGACGACAGAAAAAAAAGUGAUGUGGGUCGCGGUGAAAAAAGUUGGUGAGGUUGAGAAAGAGGCGUACCUUUUAUCAAGAAUUCGUCAUCGCAAUAUUGUUGAGUUUUAUGGUAUUUCAAAGACGGAUCUUGAUUUCCUUAUUGUCACAGGUUAG
Anisakis simplex (herring worm) is the source of this 324-nucleotide messenger RNA. NCBI's taxonomy places the organism in Eukaryota, Metazoa, Nematoda, Chromadorea, Rhabditida, Anisakidae. The record is from the annotation of a GenBank genome assembly.